GCGCCCCCUGGCGGUCGCGGGCGGCCCCGCAGCCCCGCCCGGCGCUGACGUGUCGCAGCCACGUGCGCGGAAGCGGCGGCGGGGCCGGGCUGGGGGCGCGGCGUGAGCUGCGGGGCCGGAGGUCGGUGCGGGACCGUCGGAGCGGAGCGGAGCCGCGAUGCCGCUCAAGGCCGUCAUCCUUAUCGGGGGCCCACAAAAGGGGACUCGGUUCCGGCCGCUGUCCUUCGAGGUGCCCAAGCCGCUCUUCCCCGUGGCCGGUGUGCCCAUGGUGCAGCACCACAUCGAGGCCUGCGCCAAGGUGCCCGGCAUGAAGGAGAUCCUGCUGAUGGGCUUCUACCAGCCCCACGAGGCCCUCAGCCGCUUUCUGGUGUCAGCACAGCAAGAGUUCAAGAUCCCCAUCAGGUAUCUUCAGGAGUAUGCAGCACUGGGCACAGGUGGUGGCAUCUAUCACUUCCGAGACCAGAUCCUGUCAGGUGGUGCUGAGGCCUUCUUUGUCCUCAAUGCAGACGUGUGCUCAGAGUUCCCCUUACAGGAAAUGCUGGAGUUCUGGCAGCAGCAUGGAGACGUGCACAGCUUUGUCAUUCUGGGUACCACAGCCAACAGGACACAGGCACUGAAUUACGGCUGCAUCGUGGCGAACGCGGACACGCAGGAGGUCCAACACUAUGUGGAGAAGCCCAGCACGUUUGUCAGUGAGAUCAUCAACUGCGGCAUCUACCUCUUCACACCUGCCAUCUUCCAGCAUAUUGGCGAGGUCUUCCAGAGGAACCAGCAGGAGCUAGCACUCUGUCCUUACCUUGGAGAGGAAAGCUCCAAUGGCUGGCAGCGUGCAGAAGUGAUCCGGCUAGAGCAGGACGUUUUUACAGCACUGGCUGGAAGUGGCAAACUCUAUGUCUACAAAACUGAUGGCUUCUGGAGCCAGAUCAAAUCAGCUGGCUCUGCUAUCUAUGCCAGCCGCCUUUACCUGAACCAGUACAGCAAAAGCCACCCAGAGAGACUGGCCCAGAACAAACCUGGAGGUCCUGUCAUCCGAGGGAAUGUGUACAUCCACCCGACAGCUUCCAUUGACAACACUGCAGUGUUGGGCCCCAAUGUCUCCAUUGGGGAGGGGGUGACAGUGGGAGCUGGUGUGCGUGUGCGAGAGUCCAUUGUCCUGCACGGCGCCUCACUCCACGACCACACCUGUGUCCUCAAUACCAUUGUGGGCUGGGACAGCACCAUUGGGCGCUGGGCCCGGGUUGAAGGAACGCCCAGUGACCCCAACCCCAAUGAUCCCUAUGCCAAGAUUGACAGCGAGACCCUUUUCCGGGAUGGACGCCUCACGCCAUCCAUCACGAUCCUGGGCUGCAGUGUCACCAUCCCUGCUGAGGUCGUUAUUCUCAACUCCAUUGUCCUUCCUCACAAGGAGCUGAGCCGCAGCUACAAAAACCAGAUUAUCCUGUGAGUCAGGGGCCAGCACCAGCCACCCACUCCCUGCUGUGCCCCGCAACAAGAGCCUGUGCCCUCUUGGGAGGUUCCCAGUACCCCCAAAGGAGUAGGUACAGGCCAGGAGCCCUGCAAGUGCCUGACUACUGAUCCAGACAGACAUUAAAGCUGGUGAGCAUCAGCCUUGCGUGCUGCUUCUCUUGCAGCCCAGGGACCAGCCCCAGGCCAGGGUGAAGGCUUCAGGGACAGCAUGUGACCCUAGCACCAGCCUGCCUACCUGUGCAGGGAGCACUUGCUGCCUGCAGUGUUGUGGAUCCAAUUUUGGGUGUUUCUCCACCAAAGGGCACUAACAGCACCACAUUCCCACUCCUCACCAGGCUCUCCCUGCCUCAUUUGCUGUCUGCAUCUUCCUGGAAGGUCUUGGCCCAUCUUAGAGACCAAGGAGCUUUGAAUGGGCUUGUCCUGUGUAGGCAGCUCACCCCACAGGAGCCAGUUGGGAGCCUCCUGUGAUUUCAUCAGUGUGAUUGCAACUGCCUGAGCUGGGCUCCUGCCUACUACUGGGAAAACAGUGCCAAGCUGUCCUAAGGGUACUGGCACACAAGGGCUGGGUUAGACUGGCAGGCUGCUGGCCCUGAAGGGAACUGCAAGAGCACCCCCUCCCCUAGCACAACCUCUUCCCCCAUGGGCUCAGUGCAAGCCAGAAGAGCUGCCAGCCUUGCCAGGCCUGCUUCUGUCAGGCUGAGACCUGUGCCUGCUGCCUAAGCAGGGCUCAGAGUGAUGGCAGCAAGCCUCUGCCAUCCUGGUGGGCCAAGAGUCUCCUUCACACCAGCAUGGCUGUAGGUUGGGGGGCUCGCUGCCUGUCUCCCUCUUGCACUAGCCACAUUCACAGGGCACCAGAGCAAUCAACUUACAUGUGCGCAGGUGCCAGAGAUGUAGCACCUCGCUUUGUCUCAAAAAUCUGAUUUUUUUGAAGCACAGGCUCUCUACUGUAACCAACACUGCCCUUUAUCCAUUUACCCCCAUUUUUGAGCUCUGUGUUAAAGCCCUGCACUCCACUGAGCGCCCCAUCAUGCCUCUCACCUUCAGUGAGACGCCACAUUAGAUAUUCUCCAUUCAUCCAGUACCACCCCAGCUCAAUGGAUUUGCAGUAAAUCCUUGCUCCCAGCCCUGUGCCUUCCUGUGCCAGUUCUCCUGUGGUCCUGGGUGGGGAUUAGCUGUUCCCUGGCUUUAAGCACAUUAAACUCCUUCAGUUUUGCCUCUGC
This is a messenger RNA of Corapipo altera (White-ruffed manakin), 2687 nucleotides long. It is a transcript of the gene GMPPA, whose product is annotated as GDP-mannose pyrophosphorylase A. The transcript has 13 exons. Bases 158 to 1444 code for a protein of 428 amino acids. Gene Ontology annotation, cellular component: cytoplasm. Gene Ontology annotation, biological process: biosynthetic process. The record is from RefSeq and is a predicted model, not a curated record. NCBI's taxonomy places the organism in Eukaryota, Metazoa, Chordata, Aves, Passeriformes, Pipridae. Gene Ontology annotation, molecular function: transferase activity.